Molecule: messenger RNA, 4151 nt
Organism: Drosophila sechellia
Lineage: Eukaryota; Metazoa; Arthropoda; Insecta; Diptera; Drosophilidae
Gene: CoRest
Product: REST corepressor
Exons: 11
Coding region: 624-3086 (820 amino acids)
Biological process (GO): regulation of transcription by RNA polymerase II; negative regulation of DNA-templated transcription
Cellular component (GO): transcription regulator complex; chromatin; histone deacetylase complex
Molecular function (GO): transcription corepressor activity
Source: RefSeq, a predicted model, not a curated record
AGUUUGUGUAUCCUUUGCAACCGUGGCUGCUACAGCCACAGUUUAAAUUAAUUUGAGCAUUCGCUCAGUUUUCUGCCGUAUAUUCUAGAAACAGUGUUGAGAGUGUGCAUUAAAAAGGGGCAAGCGAAGCCGUUUCUCGAUCUCCAACGAAAACGGGGAUAGGAUAAUCCAAGGGGCCGCCUGCCGAGGACCCAGGCGAGGGCAAAAAAUCAACCGACAGACAAAGCUGAACUGCGGUCGUCGGCGACAAAGUGCGCUGUGCCCACGGACGACCAGAGAGAAUCGGUACGCGAGUGAGUUUUUUUUUCCGCGUUUCAGUUUGGAUUUCAGUUACCUGCGCGCAACAACUCCGCUGGCCAGCCGUUCGCAGCGUUCCGUAACUGAAGUUUCUGGCCAAGAGUACCCAUAUUCAGUAGCCCCAGCUCCGCGUCCGGCAGGCCGAACUGCGUAAGCGGGCGAAAACGGUGCGUGCAGUGAGAUCCGUGUGGCAGCGUCUUCGGUUGUGUGCUUGUGGGGCACCAGAGUACCAGCUCCGCAGUGCUCGUGUUCGCUAGUGCUCGUGUUUGACCAAAGCUACCAUCCUGGAGAAGCAUAACAAGCGCGCCCAGCUCAUCCGGGACAAGAUGGUGUUGGCGGAGCGCAACACCACGGAUGUGGUGCGCAACGGGCGUCGUUCGCGCGGCCCCAGUCCCAAUACGCACACCACGGGCGGCGUCACCAACAGCGCCAGCCUCGUGGGCAGCGGCAACAACAGCGGCAACUCUGGGAACGCCAAUGCGAACGAGAAGACCACAGCUGUUCCAGGUGCAGGCACGCCGGAGAGCUCCGACGACGACAACUCCACCAAACGGAAUGGCAAGAGCAAGGCCAAGCAGUCUGAGUACGAAGAGAAAAUCCGCGUUGGGCGCGACUACCAGGCGGUUUGUCCGCCGCUCAUUGCGGAGGCGGAGCGCCGCCCGGAACAAAUGAACGAACGCGCCCUCCUCGUCUGGUCGCCCACCAAGGAGAUCCCCGACCUGAAAUUGGAGGAGUACAUCUCGGUGGCCAAGGAAAAGUACGGCUACAACGGCGAACAGGCAUUGGGCAUGCUGUUCUGGCACAAACACGAUCUGGAGCGUGCCGUAAUGGACCUGGCCAACUUCACGCCCUUCCCGGACGAGUGGACCAUCGAGGACAAGGUGCUGUUCGAACAGGCCUUCCAGUUCCACGGGAAGAGCUUCCACCGCAUCCGCCAGAUGCUGCCAGACAAAUCCAUCGCCAGUUUAGUCAAGUACUACUACUCGUGGAAGAAGACGCGUCACCGCAGCAGCGCCAUGGAUCGCCAAGAGAAGGCCAUCAAGGCGGUGGUAAAGGAUGGCUCCGAGAACGGCAGCGAGGUGGGCAGCAACGAGGAGUCUGAUAACGAUGACAAGAAGGGGCAUGGCACCGCUAGCACCACAAAUACCAUCGACGCCACCACGACUUCAACCAACAACACCACCAACUCCAACACCACUUCCCCCGCAAACACCAUUGCCAACACAAUCAACAGCAACCACAGCAGCAGCAGCGGCGGCGGCGGCGGUGGCAACACCAACAACAACGGGGAGGAGAACAUCCAGGUCGUCGGCGGGAGCCACACCAGCAACACGAGCAACAACGACACGGACGCCGAGCAGUUGUCCCUCUUCGCCGGAAACGCCCAGAUCGAGGAGAUGCUGGCACUCGGCCUAACCGCCGAUAGAGACAUCGGCUCCAAUGGCGGCAACAACAACAACGGCGAGAUGGGCGGCGAUCCCGGCCUGAUGCGACGCAUGGUGGUGGGAGGAUUUUGCAAGAUUUGCAACGUGGUCUGCCAUGUGCUGCACGACUCGCCGCUGGGGCGCAUGUGCAAGAGCUGUCACACCCACUGGAGGCGCACGGGCAACCGGCGACCCAUUUCCGGGCCGGAGGGCAAUGCUCCCCGAAGGUCCACACACAAUUGCGCCGCCACUGCCGAUCGGUCCAAGCGCAAACCGCCCAAGGACAUGUACAUCAACCACGACGACCUCACGGCCCUCGCCAGCUGCAGGAAUCCCAGUCUCUAUUUGGCGGAACGCGAGCGGAAGCUUACAGCCCUCAUGGCCGAAAUACAGAAGAAUAGGCAAGUAAUGGAGCAGCUAGACAAGGAGUGCGAAACGAUCAAUGUGGAUGAUGUGCUUUCCAAGCCGGCGGCAGCCAACACCGAAUCUGCCCAGCCACGCAUCUCUGCCCGUUGGCUGCCGGACGAGAUCCAAGUGGCUCUGCUCGCGAUCCGCGAGUACGGAAAAAACUUUCCUAUGAUUGCCAAGUUGGUGGCCACCAAAACGGAGGCGCACGUGCGCACCUUUUACUUAAACAAUCGGCGCCGCUACAAUCUCGACCAGAUCGUUAAGGAGUACGAGGCUGGCAAGUCCGAGGAGUCGGGCGCAGAGGAGCAGACCGAGCCUGCUGUCGACGCAGCCGCGGCUGGCGCAGCAACCGCAUCUGCGCCCAGCGCAGCUGAUUCUACAUCCGCCACGAGCGCGACAGCAGACAGGAAGCAGUCCACCGAAAACAGCAACAACGGAGUUGAGGCCGUGCAGGAAUCGUCGCCCAAGAAGGAGGACCCAAAAAAGCCGGAACUGGCAGCGGCUGUGCCCAAGCUUGGCGCGGCCGAGGCAGUAGAUACCGUGGCCACUGUGGCAUCCAGCACAGCCACUGGCGUCAGCGCUGCCGCCACCUCCGCCAGCAAGCCCAGCACCAGUGCUACAAUCACCAUUAUAGAUGAGUCUGACACGGCCACGAACUCGAGCAGCGACGUUGUCACCACUGGACUUGCCGCAGCCACCGGCUUGUCCGCACUGUCCAGCACAACUAGUGCGCCCGCACCCAAGUCGCAGACCAGCAGCGAGGAGUUGUCCACUCAGAAGUCCAAUCCCGCGAGCGGGACCGCCGCCACAGGAGCUGCAACGGGCGGUGGCCAGACUGCCAACAGCGCCAGCAAGCGGGAUAGCUCUGCAUUGCCCGUCGCCGAGCAGCCGCCGGCCAAGAAAAUCGCGCUCAGCAGCGCAGGCGGAAGCAGCGUCGCAGAGUUCCUGGCCAACUGAGGAGCGACGUGUUCACUGGCGAUAUAUAUGCACGCGUAGAUAUAUACCGAUACAUAACAUAGAUUGAUGUUGGGGGACGACGUCCAAGAACUGUGCAGCCGGCCAUGCGGUUGAUCAUCGGAUUAGUUAUUUUUUUUAUUCUCUUAAUUGUCUUUAAACUUGGGACGCAUUUAUCGUAAAGAAAGCAUCACGGCUUUAUCUAGGCUUGUAGAGAUUAGUUCGUUUGUAUUUGGGGUAACAUUGAGACAGCUCGAUUACACAUAACACACCUCCGAAACCCCGGGGAUCGUACAUACAUAAGCUCUGCAACUCACGUACGUAAUCUUCGACUCCGUUGCACGGAGAAGCAGCUCCGCCGAGCACCGCUGACGCAGGAACCAUGUAUCUUUCACAACAAUGUAUAGGUCAGAGAUAUUUUUAAUGGGUUUGACGGGUAGAUACUGUCCUACGGCGGAUCGGGGCCACGUAGACCACACAAAGCUAAGGAUUAGUGCGCCCCAAAGGGGGAGAAGUCGUCAAAAUUGGCGCAGUUUAUGUAUGUAAAACUAUGAUAAUGAGAGUUGUACGCGUGUAAAUUAAUAACCAAACUCAUCAUUUUUUUUUUCUUGACAUUACCUAGCAUAUAACAAGUAACUGGGGUAGCCCUGCUGCCAUCACAGCUACCCUGCCUAAUACAAUCUGGAAUAUCACCCAUCCGGCCUCACCACUUCGGCACUUCGGCGAGUAGUUUCUGUUAGGCUAGCAGCAUGGCAUGGCUAAUGGUGUGGCCACCACCUGGCCACCAUUGUAUACAAACAAACAAGCAGCGGUAUCCACUUAGGAAAACAGUCUAUAAUGAAAUAGGAGGACGCAUGUUGUGGCAGACGAAACUGAAUCGUACUAAACCGAAACCGAAAGCUAAACCUAAACCCUAGUAUCCUAAGUAUCUACUGGCCUAUGAAACUCGAUUUCCCUGUUCUUAGUAAAAGAGGUCUGAAUAAGAAGUUCGCACAUCUCGGAUUCGGAUUCGACUUGCCUGAGUCGCUGUCCAACGAGUUGUUAACAAUAAAUAUACUAUAAAUAUAA